Messenger RNA from Parascedosporium putredinis, 699 nucleotides. NCBI's taxonomy places the organism in Eukaryota, Fungi, Ascomycota, Sordariomycetes, Microascales, Microascaceae. The record is from the annotation of a GenBank genome assembly.
AUGGCAAACCCACCAGACACUACCACUGCGGAUCCUCUACCACUCGAAACGGCCCAACAACCUGCCAGCGCGACGAGCGCCUCUUCCACAAGGACCGACUCUCUCGUAGAGAGCAGGACACCCGAAUCCGUGGCCCAGAUUGUCCCCGAGUCGAAGCCUGCUAUCGCACUAGCAACUCCCAACACAGCCGCAGUGACCGCGAACGGGAGUACCACGGACUGUUCGCCGGAAUCAGAACAGCAACGAAACUCAGCCAAGUUCACUGAAUCACCGGCUGCCACGCCAGAAUCUCGGAGAAGCUCGACAACCUCUACCCUUCGUUUCGAGACGCCGCAGCAUUCAGGAUAUCCUCAAGGAAGGUCUAGGGGUAUUACCGGCAGUAGAAUUCGCAAUGCUAGCCCUCCGCACUCCAAAUUCCAUCCCCAUGUCGCCUUCGACACAAUCAACCCAGAUAUUCCCAAGAAUCCGGGCAUCACCCUCUCAGCUCGACACAAUGGCUUCCACGCGGAACGACGGUCGAAGACCUUUAUGGUCGGCGUGGACGAAAACAAGUAUUCAGAAGAGGCGCUGGAGUGGCUCCUGACAUCAAUGGUAGACGACCACGACACAGUUGUUUGUGUACGAGUCAUAGAAAAGGACGUGAAGCACAGCCAAAGCGCCGCCUACAAAAGCAUGCACAACAGCUACUGCAGUCGAUAA